Molecule: messenger RNA, 813 nt
Organism: Lactuca virosa
Lineage: Eukaryota; Viridiplantae; Streptophyta; Magnoliopsida; Asterales; Asteraceae
Source: the annotation of a GenBank genome assembly
AUGGGUUCUUGGUCGUUGUCAGCAUCUUCACAAGUUCAUGUAGCAGUGGUUUCUCAAACUCUGAGCUUUCUCUUUUUCCUCUUCUUUUCAAAUGGAGCCUUGGGGGUUACUUUUACUAUUGUAAACGACUGUGGGUUCACUAUCUGGCCUGCAAUCUUUAGCAUUCCGAGUUUAAAUGAAACCGGAUUUGCGCUCACAAAAGGUAACUCACGCUCUUUUCAAGCUCCGGGUGACUGGAUUGGUAGUAUAUGGGGUCGGACAGGUUGCAACUUCAAUAGCUCAGGUAAAUGGUCAUGUACCACAGGUAAUUGCGGCACAAAUGUCACCAAUGAAAUGGAGUGUAAUCCAUAUGGAAGAACAACACCCGCCACGAUUGCUGAUUUCUUCAUCAAUCAAAUCGAAAUCAACAGCCAGGACAUUUAUGAUGUCAGCAUUGACCAGGGCUACAAUUUGCGAAUGCUUGUGGAGCCAACUGCCGGUUCAGGUUCCAGUUUACGUAGUUGUGCAAAGACGGGUUGUGUUGAAGACUUGAAUCAGCGCUGUCCAAGGGAGCUAACUUUUGCAGGUGGUCAGGUGUGUAAGAGCGCUUGUACAGCUUCUGGCUCUCCCGAGUAUUGUUGCAGUGACUCGUUUUCAUCACCCUCAUCUUGCAAGCCAACAGCAUAUGCGCAGUUGUUUAGGUCAGCCUGCCCAAGAUCUUAUAGUACCACAUAUGAUCUACAGACUACUACAUUUUUGUGUAGUGGUGCCGAUUACACUAUCAGAUUUUGUGCGGCUGCCAAUUCAUUUUCAAAAAUCAAAUUUGGCGGUUAA